CAGACAGAGAGGCAAGGGGAGGCAGCUCGUUUUCCUUUCUCCUCUCUAUAUAUCUCACUCUCUCUCUCUCUCUCUCUCUCUCUCUCUUUCUUUCUCUCUCUCCUUAUCCGUUAUAUUAUCACCAAUUCGGCAUUCGGGCUGGGCAUUCACCACAAAGCCCCCAAGUAUUAUUUGCCAACAACUAACACACCCUCGAAACUCUUCCUGUUUCUCCACUGAUGAGUAAUGGUAGAGCACCCUUUUCAUCUCCCUCCUAGAGUAUGCACAUCUAAAGUCUGCUUCUUUCAUUGACUGCAAAAACAACCAACCAACCAAAGAGAUACAUAGAUUGUACAAGGAUGUCUUGUCUAUUGCCACAGUUCAAGUGCCAGCCGGACAUCUUCUCUAUACAUUUCCGAACCCAUCUCCCAAAACCUAGAGACUCUAUCUCUUCCUGGCCCCAUUGUAUUUUAUCCACUUCCUCACCUUCGACAUCAAUGGCAACGACUACCGUGCUUAACCUGGAGAAGCUGAGAUUACCUUCUUUAGAUGCUAAUUCUGAUUCUGUGACUGCAAAUAGACCAUGGACAUAUACAGGGGCAAUUGGUCCUCCUGCCAAGGCAAACCUUGAAGCUACUUUAGCCACAGAGACACUUCUUACAAGUGAAGAGGCUGUAAUAGCAGCUGCUGCUGCUGAAGCUGUUACUCUUGCAAAGGCAGCUGUGAAGGUUGCAAAGGAUGCAACUCUGCUGAUUAACAACAACCCUUGUACAAGAGCAGAGAGCACAUCUCUAUUUUCUCCUGAAGAUGAUGCUUUGCAUCUCAAAUGGCCUCAGCAUAUGAAAACAGGACAACCUGUUAGACUAGGAGAUUCCAUGGGACCCAAAACUGCACAGCUGGAUGAUUAUUCCAUGCAAUGUGCUAUAAAAGAGGCUGAUGAUUUGGAGCCAACACAUGAAGAACUUGAACUACUGCAGUCGCAACUUUCAAAUGGUAUAGCUGUAAGAUCCAGGCGUCAAACAGAACGGAAGGCCAGAAGAACCAGAGCAGCCGAGAAGGCUGCUGCCACUGUUGUGUCAGUGAAGUCUGGUUCUACAGUUAGAAAGAAGCGCGCUUCUUUGCAAGACAUAGAUCAUUCUGACCCACUGCGAUACUUGAGAGCAACUACUAGUACUUCUAGGCUUCUUACUGCAACGGAAGAAAUUGAGUUGUCAGAAGGAAUACAGGACCUACUGAAACUGGAAAAGCUUCAGGAGGAGCUAACAGAACGAUGUGGAAGUCAGCCCACCUUUGCCCAGUGGGCUGCAGCAGCAGGAGUUGAUCAGAAGACCUUGAGGAGGCGUAUAAACUAUGGUAUUCUGUGCAAAGACAAAAUGAUCAAGAGCAACAUUCGGCUUGUUAUAUCAAUUGCCAAAAAUUAUCAGGGAGCUGGGAUGAAUCUCCAAGAUCUUGUUCAGGAAGGAUGUCGAGGUCUCGUAAGAGGUGCUGAGAAGUUUGAUGCUUCAAAAGGUUUUAAGUUCUCAACCUAUGCUCAUUGGUGGAUUAAACAGGCAGUUCGCAAAUCUCUUUCUGAUCAGUCCAGAACUAUUCGCUUACCGUUUCACAUGGUGGAGGCAACUUAUAGAGUAAAAGAGGCUAGAAAGCAAUUAUAUAGCAAAAAUGGAAGACAUCCUGAUGACGAAGAAGUUGCAGAGGCAACAGGGCUGUCAAUGAAGAGGCUUGCUGCAGUUCUACUGACUCCAAAAGCUCCUAGAUCUCUGGAGCAGAAGAUUGGGAUCAACCAGAAUCUUAAACCUUCGGAAGUAAUUGCAGAUCCCGAUGCAGAAACAUCAGAAGACGUGCUGAUAAGGAAGUUCAUGAAACAGGACCUGGACAAGGUACUGGAUAGUCUGAAUCCAAGGGAAAAACAGGUCAUCAGAUGGAGGUUUGGAAUGGAGGAUGGAAGGAUGAAGACAUUGCAAGAGAUAGGAGAGCUGAUGGGCGUGAGUAGGGAGAGAAUAAGGCAAAUUGAGUCAUGUGCCUUCAGAAAGCUCAAGAACAAGAAGAGGACCAAACAUUUGCAGCAGUAUUUGGUUUCAUAGGUCCUUUUUGACAUGGGAGUAUAUUUAAUCUCUCUCUCUCUCUCUCUCUCUUCACACAUAUAUAUAUAUAUAUAUAUAUUCAUAUUCUAGAGUAGAAAAACUGUACCUUUUUCUAACAGCAUUUGGAGAACAUUUGUGCAUAAAUUUUUUUUUUUUCUUCUUAAUUUUCUGGAAUGGAAAAUCUUCCAGUUUUGAUGUACCAAAGAGAGAAAUAUUCACAAUAGAAGUUUGAAUUGUCUGCCAACGGCACUUGUGAUUUAAUUUCAACAGUGGAGUUCAAAUUCAACAAAGCAUUUCACUUGCCGAAGUUUGCGAGUGACUUCGUUUAUAUUUGAUCCUACCAUUAUAUUAUUAUUUUUAUAUUUUAUUUUUUUGGAAAGAGAAAAAGAAAUGUCUAAGUUCUCACUUUCUUCAGAAAGAAUCUCUAUGGCUUUGACGGAAAAUUUUAUUUUACAUAUUUGAUCUCUCUAGCAUAAACAACGAGCAAAAUCUAAACUUUGUGAGAGGCAAAAGGAUUUUAAAAUCUUUAAAUUUAUAACAAUAUAGGUGGUAAGAUAACCUUGAAUAUGUAAUUGAAUAUUAAAGUCCCAAAUAAGAUGACAAUUUAAAAUGGAUCGCAUUGUUUGAUUUACUUAUUUGGCAAACCGAUAAACCAUGGCACUCAUUCAAUACCGCAUUAUAAUUCAUUUGUGCGUCGUGUAAUUGAUAGAUCAGUUUUAUUUUAUUUUAUUUUAUGUUGCUAAGACUAUAGGAGUAGUAGAUACUAGAUAGGGUAGGGCAGGUGGGGGUACGGAGUGAGCGGACAUUUUAGGAGGCGGCAGUGGCAGAGGGCACGUAUCAUUACGGCUUUGGUAUACGGUGCACAUACAUGUUUCGUUAAUUUAGGGUCGAAAAAAUAAAAAAUAAAAAGGGGAGAGUUGGAGUUGGACUGGUUGGAUUCUCUCUCUCUCUCUCGCACAGGCUUUAAUCAAGACGAACAACAAGACAGAGAAAGAAAGAAACACGAAACAGACGAAGGCUGGCAUCAUUUGCAUUCCUCGUCUUCAGUUACUUCUGUAAGCAACCACAUCAAAAUAUUGUUUGCUUUUUUUCCUUAUGUUAUUUUUCUUCUUUACCUAUUCUUGUUAGCUACUUAAUUUCAUUGAAAAACAAAAAACAAAAAACACAAACACAAACAAA
Molecule: messenger RNA, 3239 nt
Organism: Ziziphus jujuba (common jujube)
Lineage: Eukaryota; Viridiplantae; Streptophyta; Magnoliopsida; Rosales; Rhamnaceae
Product: RNA polymerase sigma factor sigB
Exons: 7
Coding region: 339-2060 (573 amino acids)
Biological process (GO): DNA-templated transcription initiation; regulation of DNA-templated transcription
Molecular function (GO): DNA-binding transcription factor activity
Source: RefSeq, a predicted model, not a curated record